This is a messenger RNA of Cynara cardunculus var. scolymus (artichoke), 1581 nucleotides long. RefSeq lists its product as uncharacterized. The transcript is spliced from 8 exons. The record is from RefSeq and is a predicted model, not a curated record. Gene Ontology annotation, molecular function: nucleic acid binding; zinc ion binding. Lineage: Eukaryota; Viridiplantae; Streptophyta; Magnoliopsida; Asterales; Asteraceae. Bases 1 to 1581 code for a protein of 526 amino acids.
AUGGCCGACGGUGAUGAAGCUAGUCACACCCCAUCUAACGACAAUCAAACGUUAGCCCAGCAACGACUUGACGAUAGAAAGUCUGAAGAUGAUAAAAGUAAAGGUAAGGAGAAAGAAACGGGUGACACCUCAAAACCCAAAACCGACCGAGUCUCUUUUAAAACCUUUCGUGGUAGCGGUGCUAUUGAGUUCUUUGGGAAGAUUGAUCCAUUAGAGGCACUUGAAUGGAUAUUGAAUACUGAGAAGGUCUUUCGCAUCACCCGAGUGUUAUGUGAUGAUAAAGUGAAUUAUGCCACGACCAUGUUCAAAAAUAGGGCCUUGAUAUGGUGGAAUGCUACUUUUGCAGCUUUAGGUGAAACUGAAAAAGAAGAACAGGAACGUGUAGACCACUUUAUAGACGGAUUGCGAUCAGAGAUUCGAGAUGUCGUCGCCAAUCGUGACAUUUUAGAGUUUGAGAAAGCAGUGGAAUCUGCACGACGACGCAAACACAAUUUGACCCGCUUGGAUCGUAAUCCAGCUCCGCCAGCCAAGCGACCUCGAAUUGAAGCUUAUAGCCUUCAGUCAAAUGCUCCUCCACCCUGUUCUACCUGUGGUAAAGCUCAUCAGGGUCUAUGCAACACUGUUCGCCCUGAAGUUAGAUGUCAUGGUUGUGGUGAAGUUGGACACGUGAGAUCGAACUGCCCGAGGAGGGAUAUGACAUGCUACUCAUGUGGUGCUAUAGGCCAUCGUCAGAGAGAAUGCCCUCGAUCUAAACCUGCGGAAAGUAAAGCUUAUGUUCACCGACCUUCUACUAGUGGUGCUCCUCAUCAAAAGGAGGAGGUACCGCGUAUCCAGGCCAAAGCUUUUCAAAUCACUGCUGAGGAAGCUCGAGAUAAACCGGAUGUGGUUAUGGCUGAUAAAGUUUACAAAGAUUGUGUGUUGCAAUUAGAUGAGCAUGAGUUUUUCGUAGAUCUUGUAUCGAUGGAUAUCCAUAGCUUUGAUAUAAUUAUUGGUAUGGAUUGGUUGGCUAAGAAUCGGGCUGAUAUUUUGUGUUUUCAACGCAUAAUCCGUAUACCGAACAACGUCGACUAUUUAUAUGUUUACGGUGAAAAGCGUAAAGGGGACGUAAAGAAAACGGUUAGUGACGUAUCGGUUGUGUGUGAAUUUCCGGAUGUAUUUCCCGAGGACUUACCCAGUUUACCUCCUGAUAGACAAGUUGAAUUUCCAAUUGACUUAAUUCCUGGUGCAAUGCUGAUUGCUAGGAUGCUGUAUCAUCUGGCUCCGGCUAAAAUGAAAGAAAUGAAGAAUCAACUGCAAGAACUUCUCGAUAAAGCAUUCAUGGAUAUGAUGAAUCGCGUGUGCCGGCCAAUGUUGGACAAAUAUGUGAUCGUGUUUAUAGACGAUAUUCUUGUAUAUUCCAAAUCUGAAGCGGAUCACGUGAAGCAUUUGUGUGAGAUGCUUGAAACACUUCGACAAGAGCGUUUAUAUGCUAAAUUUUCGAAAUGUGAAUUUUGGCUACGUCAGAUUCAUCUCAUUUGGAUAUUGGUUUCUAAUUCAGACUUGUUCAAUUUGAUUGCUCCUUAUCUUGCAGAAUCUGUUUGA